AUGGUUUUUCAAGCUGGAAGCAGAGGCGGCCGUGGUGUGUGGUGUGUAGAGAUGGGAGUUUGGGAUCAUGGGAUCAAAAAAAAAUCCUGGGAAAUUGUCGUUAAAUCUUGUUCAAGCUUCAUCAAUUCAUUUCAUGGCAACAUUGUACUAACAAGCAAAAUGUGUUUUUCAGGCUCUAGAGGUGGCUUUGGUGGCCGUGGUGGUGCCAGAGGUGGAUCCAGAGGUGGUUUCGGUGGUGGCCGUGGCGGUGCCAGAGGCGGUUUCGGUGGUGGCCGUGGUGGCUCAAGAGGUGGUGCCCGUGGUGGCCCAAGAGGUGGUGCCCGUGGUGGCCCAAGAGGUGGUGCCCGUGGCGGUGCCCGUGGCGGUGCCAGAGGUGGUGCCAAGGUGGUCAUUGAGCCCCACAAACACGCCGGUGUUUUCAUUGCCAGAGGCAAAGAAGAUUUGUUGGUGACCAAGAACGUGGCUCCUGGUGACUCCGUAUACGGUGAAAAGAGAGUAUCUGUUGAAGAGCCUUCCACUGAAGAAGGUGUGCCCCCAACCAAGGUCGAGUACCGUGUGUGGAACCCCUUCAGAUCCAAGUUGGCUGCCGGUAUCAUGGGUGGUCUAGACGAGCUUUUCAUCGCCCCAGGCAAGAAGGUUCUGUACUUGGGUGCUGCUUCCGGUACCUCUGUCUCGCACGUUGCCGAUGUCGUUGGCCCAGAAGGUCUAGUCUACGCCGUUGAGUUCUCCCACAGACCCGGCAGAGAGUUGAUCUCCAUGGCUAAGAAGAGACCUAACGUUAUCCCAAUCAUUGAGGACGCCAGACACCCUCAGAAAUACAGAAUGCUCAUCGGUAUGGUCGACGCUGUGUUCGCCGAUGUUGCCCAACCGGACCAGGCCCGUAUCAUUGCUUUGAACUCUCACAUGUUCCUCAAGGAUCAAGGUGGUGUUGUAAUCUCCAUCAAAGCCAACUGUAUCGACUCCACCGUGGACGCCGAGACCGUGUUCGCCAGAGAAGUGCAGAAGUUGCGUGAAGAGCGCAUCAAGCCUUUGGAACAAUUGACCUUGGAACCUUACGAAAGAGACCACUGUAUUGUCAUCGGCAGAUACAUGAGAAGCGGCUUGUAA
Messenger RNA from Lachancea meyersii CBS 8951, 1107 nucleotides. NCBI's taxonomy places the organism in Eukaryota, Fungi, Ascomycota, Saccharomycetes, Saccharomycetales, Saccharomycetaceae. The record is from the annotation of a GenBank genome assembly.